GACAUUGGAAGACGCUUUUUCUGCAGCUGUCGGCAUUCGGCAAUGCAUGGGGAGCUUCUGAGGUAGGAACUGGAUGUUGGUGGGGCAGAGCGGCAGGUCUGGCUCUUUAGCAAGAUUAAAGGAAACCAAAACACUCAUUAGAGUAAACAGAGUAAUUUUUCUCCCCAUCGUGACCUGAAAAAUAUAAAAUUGUAUACAAACCAUCCACGAUUACCUAAGUACAUCACCUUUAAAUACGAUGUUUAGUUCUGAUACUUACGUCGGUUGGAAAACUUAAAAAUUUAAAUGAAUACCUAUUCCUAGUCAAUUUUAAAUAUUUUUUCGUUGCAGCUACUUCCGUUUUGUAGCAUUGCCUUCUGGUGGGUGACUGCCCAGAAACAUUUAUAGCAGACCUUUAUGUUCACCGUAUCCUUUAACUCAGUACAGCAGAACAAUGCUUCCACACCUGUACAUACUGCGUAAUAUGGUCGUGUAAUAGUUUUGGACAAUGGAGUCUUUGUGAGAGUAGGACCGAUAUUUGAUUAAAUUAAUACAAGAAGGAUUCCGCUAUCAUAUCAUACUAUUUCAAUCCGGUAGAGUGAUGUCACAGUUAAUUAAUAAUGCUACUGUAAUUAUGGUUAGUAAUCACAGAUUCUGAACGAGAUCAAAAUAUUUACUUUAGGUAAGUAGUACACCUACCUACAACAUCAGAAAAUUAUCAUAAUAAAAAAAUACAGUUUUGCUAAAACCCGUUCAUUAUUAACUACAAAAACAAUAUUAGGUAAUAACUUAGUAAAAACAAUAGGUGUUUGUAACAAGAAGUGUAGUUACAAGGCAGUUAAAAAAUCAACCUCCUUUUGUGCCAUAAUCACUCAUGGGGUUAAUACAUAACGCUACAGUAUUUAUUGAGGCUGAAGCACGAAAAUACUUCACUUGAACUUCGGCAGAGGUAAUUGAUACUCCAUAUUGAAAAUCUUAACACGAGUAAAUGAAGAAAUCCCUCAGUAUAUUUAUAGGUAAAUCAGUAUAUUAUUUAAACUUUAUUUUCCAGAUGGGGCUCCAUAAUGCAUUAUUUCGUCUGUCAGUGGUGUUACAAAUAUUCUCCAACGCAUACAGCCAGUUCAAUCCGGGCCAACCAUUCUCCUUUCCGAGUGGAAAUGGCAUGACUUCCAUGAGUUUCUCCGGACCUGGCGCUCCUUCCCUCAGUGGUGGAAAUCCUCAAUUCCCCAGCGGCUUACCUGCUGCGUUGUCGCAGUUCACCAACAGCAUGAUGGGCAUGGGAGGCUCCAAGAUGCCUAUGGUGAUGAUGCCCAUACCGUCCAACAAUCACAUCAGAAUAGAGAAACGGGAAAGGACAAAGAGGCGGCACAGGAGACACAAGUCGAAGAAGUCCAAGAGAGACAAGGAUUCGUGGGAGUCGGACGAAAGCUCGGAAAAGUACAGGCGAUCAAGUGACAGGAUAAAGAAGAAUAUGAACAGGAAGCUGUCAGGGAAAAGCCGUCAGGACCUGACUCCGGUAGUGUCGUAUGUGACGAAGGACGGCUACGUCGUCUACCAGAAGAAGAUCCAGAAGGAGCAGGCUAGCGACUGGCUGGAAAUGGGUAAGAACAUCAAGGUGACCCAGGACGAUACUGUGGAGAACUCUAUUGAAGCCUCUGAUGAGAAGAAGUCGAGAAGACGGUCUAAGAAACGCGAAGACUCAGAUAGUAAUGAUGAUGAAGAUUAAUUAGGAGUUUCUGUUAAUUUUAUGUAAUGGAUGUUUAUAUGUCUGUAGACAUUCGUUUUUUAUUUUUUUCUAUUCAGUACACAUAAUAAAAUAUACGAGUAGUUUCUUGAAAUUAGUAUAAUAAUUUUAUUUUAUUGUGGCAUCAACAGAACUUGUCACUCAUCAUGUCGUUGCUUAGG
Molecule: messenger RNA, 1884 nt
Organism: Plutella xylostella (diamondback moth)
Lineage: Eukaryota; Metazoa; Arthropoda; Insecta; Lepidoptera; Plutellidae
Source: RefSeq, a predicted model, not a curated record